GGGGUCUUACAGCUCAUUGGUCGAGAAAAAUGGAAUCAGAUGACGUGUUAGUUCCGGGUUCUGAGUCCUUAGAGGAGGUAACUGUCGGUCAUUCGAAUACUGACACGAGUCACGUCAAGCCGGGUUUUCGCUGCUCGAGAUCAAGGCUCUGGCAUCUGGAAGAGAGUGGACAGCAAGCCAUUUCUGGGCUUCUAAGGCCCAAAGUUGUUUCCUACCCUUAUUAAGAGCAGCUCCCCAUCCGAAGCAGGAUUCCUCCCUGCCACUCUGCGCCUCCCCCUCCCCACACACCACACACUCCUCCUGUAACGGUAUGGGUUUUCAGUCAGAUUCCGUCCUCCUUUUUCCGGUCCACCUUGUGGUGUGGCUCUACUCUCUCCUCUCCUUCCUACCAUGGUACUACAUCACUGGUGCUGGCCAGAGGAACACUAUGUCCAAGCGGGUCAAGGCCCGCUCCACUUCCGGCUGUGCCGAGGGACCUUAUCGCUCUGUGGACCACUUUGACACUCUGGCCAAGGAAGACCUGCCCGGCAAGGACACGCUAGAUAAGUUGUUCGCAUUUGCCGUAGAACGCUUCGGAGACGCGCCUAGUCUUGGCACCCGAGAUGUGCUGAGUGAGGAAAACGAGAUCCAGCCCAACGGCAAAGUUUUUAAAAAACUGAUCCUCGGUGAUUAUAAAUGGCUGUCCUACAAUCAGUUGGACUCCCUUGUCAAUCAGUUUGGAAGAGGAUUGGCAGCUCUUGGCCAGCAACCCAAAAGUACCAUUGCAAUCUUUUGUGAGACCAGAGCAGAAUGGAUGAUAACUGCCCAAACGUGCUUCAGACAUAAUUUCCCACUGGUGACAUUCUAUGCGACAUUGGGAGAGGAUGCAAUUGCAUUUGGGCUGAAUGAAACUGGAGUUUCACAUCUUAUUACCAGUGCAGAACUGCUGGAGACUAAACUGAAAAAUGUGCUUCCAACUAUCCCAAAACUGAAACACAUCAUCUAUGUGGACCAGAGGAAAGUGACCACAGAAGGCUACCCAGCAGGAAUCUCUAUCCACAGCAUGCAAGCGGUUCAGAAUCUGGGCACACUGCCUGAAAAUAUGGGACAAGAAAUUGUAAAGCCCCUGCCGUCUGACUUGGCUGUGGUGAUGUACACCAGCGGCUCCACUGGGCGUCCCAAAGGAGUCAUGAUUGUCCACAGUAAUUUGAUUGCAGGAAUGACGGGCCAAUGUGAACGCAUCCCAGGACUCGGCCCCGAGGACAUUUACAUCGGCUAUUUGCCUUUGGCUCAUGUGCUGGAGAUGACCGCGGAGAUCAGCUGUGUCACGUAUGGAUGUCCGAUCGGCUACUCUUCCCCACACACGCUGUCUGAUCAGUCUUCAAAAAUAAAGAAAGGAAGCAAGGGAGACUCCACUGUGCUUAAACCCACGCUAAUGGCAGCUGUGCCGGAAAUUUUGGAUCGCAUAAACAAGAAUGUGAUGGGCAAAGUGCAGGAGAUGAGCUAUUUUCAGAAGAAGCUGUUCAACAUGGGCUACCAGUACAAACUAAAGCAGAUCAAUAAAGGCUACGACGCACCGCUCUGCAAUGCCCUGUUGUUCUCCAAAGUGAAGAAGCUGCUGGGCGGGCGAGUGAGGUUAAUGCUGUCGGGUGGAGCUCCUCUGUCUUCAGCCACGCAGAGGUUCAUGAACGUGUGCUUCUGCUGCCCCGUGGGUCAAGGCUACGGCCUCACUGAAACCUGUGGAGCAGGCACCAUCACUGAGGUCGCAGACAAUAGCACCGGGCGUGUCGGCGCGCCACUUAUUUGCUGUGAGUUCAGACUGCGGGACUGGGCUGAAGGCGGCUACACCAGCAAAGAUAAACCCAACCCAAGAGGAGAGGUCCUGAUCGGCGGGCCUAAUGUGACCAUGGGUUACUACAAGUACGAGAGCAAGGAUGAGGACUUUUUCGUGGACGAGAAGGGUCAGAGAUGGUUUUGCACUGGAGAUGUUGGCGAGGUUCACCCAGAUGGCUGUCUGCAAAUAGUUGACCGCAAGAAAGACCUGGUCAAACUGCAGGCAGGGGAGUAUGUGUCUCUUGGUAAGGUGGAGUCUGCCCUGAAGAACAGCUCCCUCAUCGACAACAUCUGUGUCUAUGCAAACAGUGACCAGAACUACAUCAUCAGCUUUGUAGUUCCCAACCAGAAGCGGUUGAUGGAACUGGCCAAGCAGAGAGGAUUGGCUAUCCAAUGGGAAGAAAUCUGCACUCAUCCCGACAUGGAGAAAGAGGUCCUGAAGGAGAUCAAGGAGGUUGCUGCUAAAAUUAAACUGCAGCGCUUCGAAAUUCCCGCGAAGGUCCAUCUGAGCCCAGAGCCGUGGACGCCUGAGAUGGGUCUCGUCACUGAUGCGUUCAAGCUAAAGCGCAAAGAGCUGAAGAACCACUAUCGCCACCACAUAGAGAGAAUGUACGGGGCCAAAUAACGCCCAGGUUGUCCUCCCAGAGGCUUUAUUCUCGCUUGACCACUCUUGCCUGUAAAUAGUUUUUUCCAGUGACGUUUGUGAGUUUCUCAUGCGGUCUGUGUUCGAGGUAUACAAAUAAAAACGGGCUCAACGGGGAAGUUGCAGCCGUCGAUCCGCAGGAUAGGGUUAUUAAAAGAUGUGCUAGGGUAGCUGCUGCUUUGAAGGAAUUCGAUUGUCACCCGCGCUCCUCCACGCGUUGUUAAUAAUGUGCUAAGUUACCGUCACGGAAUCUGAAUGAUUGUCGCUCUUUUGUAGUCGGGGAAAAGCGGACGUUACCGUGCCUUCGGUUUUGCAGAACUUGUCAUCGGCACAUUUGUGUGGCAUUUUGAUGAAAACCAGUCAAAUGUUUCGACAGCCACGUGAAAAGUUUACAUGAAGCACUAGGUCAACGACACCCCUACCCAGAGAUAUGCUAGAAGAACUUUGACUUAAUUUAUUUUGGCUAUUUGUAUUUAUUUAUGUCCAUUAAUGCUGAAAAAAAGACCAAAUGUGUAACCACAAAUGACUCAGGAACAUCCAACAGCAAUUUUUUUUUUUUUUUUUGGACACUGCCAAAAGUGGGUUGCUUGCAAAUAAAAGCUGCAGGAUUGGUGGUUGAAGAACAUUUGGAGGCAGCAGCUGCAGUUACAGCCUUUACAAAGGGGAAAUUGACCAUGUCAAUGUUUUAUGUAUUUUCACAACUGUUUGUAUACUUUACACAAACCACUUCAUUCUGAUCACAGGCCUUAUUGUUCAAGCUUUUCCUGAAAAUAAAUAUCUUUUCAUAACAAC
Molecule: messenger RNA, 3247 nt
Organism: Syngnathoides biaculeatus (alligator pipefish)
Lineage: Eukaryota; Metazoa; Chordata; Actinopteri; Syngnathiformes; Syngnathidae
Gene: acsl4a
Product: acyl-CoA synthetase long chain family member 4a
Exons: 15
Coding region: 311-2437 (708 amino acids)
Biological process (GO): neuron differentiation; long-chain fatty acid metabolic process; long-chain fatty-acyl-CoA metabolic process
Cellular component (GO): plasma membrane; lipid droplet; endoplasmic reticulum
Molecular function (GO): arachidonate-CoA ligase activity
Source: RefSeq, a predicted model, not a curated record